Molecule: messenger RNA, 3006 nt
Organism: Guillardia theta CCMP2712
Lineage: Eukaryota; Cryptophyceae; Pyrenomonadales; Geminigeraceae
Exons: 14
Coding region: 1-3006 (1001 amino acids)
Molecular function (GO): protein binding
Source: RefSeq, a predicted model, not a curated record
AUGAGUGUGUACGAAGCUCCAGCUCCGUUGGUCAUCCUUGUUCAAAGCGACGUCAAGGGCGGGUGGGCGUAUGGGAGGAUCGUUGCAUCGGAGUACGAGACUUCCUUCGUCCGUGCACAGGGCUUUUUCCCUCUUGCUCAUUGCAAAGCAUUGGAACCCAUUAAGGUCAGGAAGCCAACCAGUCAAGACCCAAGACAGGCAGGAGUCGGUCUUGCUGUGGCCUUUUCCCAUGGAAUCUACGGGAGGCUUCUGAUAUUCAGCGUGAAGAAAGGUUCAGCAGCAGACAGAUCUUGUGUUAUGAAGGUUGGAGAUGAGAUCUUGGCUAUUGAUGGCCGUCCAGUACAGCGUCUAGAUUACAGGGAGAUCGCAAACAUGAUCCUUGGAGUGGAAGGUUCCAUUCUAAGGAUCAAUGUCGUUGAUUCCAUCCUCAAGAUGGAAAGAACACAAACUUCGCAUGCAACCAACCAAUGUUUUCACAGAGAAAUUGACCUCAUCCGAGAGCCUCGUGGCGAGCAAGUUCUCUCUCCUCAACAGUUCAGCAGGAUGAGGGAGCUCGUUGUUGACCAGCGGCAGGUUGUCAACCAGAGGCCUCAGGAGGGAGUCGUACAACAGUCAGCCCUGCAAGACGUCAGGACAAACCUGAAGCAGAAUAAUUUGCAACAUGUCAAGGCAAGCUUGCCAGCUCCGAAAGAAAAUCUGCAGGCAGUGCAGGUGGCAAAAGCUGAGGGUGAGCAGGAGUUCAUCUUUGCUGAUUUUGACGCUGCGGUUCAAGACAUCCUGAACGGGAGGUUUCAGCAAGCAAGGGACAGGAUCGCACAGCUGCAGAAGCAAUCCAGCGCCCUUGGACUCUCCCAGUCGUCUAUCGAGAAGCUUUCCUUCAGCGCAGCCAUUCACAAGGCCAUUCAAAUGGAGAAGAUUUACUCCUUGCAGAGCGUGGAACUUGAGACCCUUGCCCACCCUGCCCCGGGACCGGAGGCGGAGGACCUCGUCCAGAAAGUUGAGAUGGCAGAGAAGGAAAGUCGAAGGUUGGAGAUGGACUACCUCAACGCUGUAGAGGAGCUCACACUCGCAGAGAGAGCAAUUCUGCAAUCUCAGCAGGAGAUUGAAAAGUUCCGAUCGUCUCAGGUUGAUGCGAACGGGCAAGGCACGCAAGUCGUGGAGGAGGAAGCUCCUACAGCACUUGAAAAUGUGCAGAACAAUGCGGAGGAGCAGGAAGAGAAUGUGGAGGAGCAGGAGAAGAAUCAGGUGCAGCAGGAGCGAGUGGCGGAGGUUAAGGUGAGCGCGACCACGGUCAAGGAUAUCAGUGAUGAAGGCGCGAGCAUGGUGAAGGAUUGGUGCAACACGAUCUUCGACGAGCAGGAGAGGAGGAUGAACGUGCAACUCAACAUGGAUCUAGAGCAGCAGGACAAGGAGGUCAAAACCCCCAGGCUGGCUCGGGUCGUAACUUCGUUCACCUCCUCCGGCCCCAACCAGAUCAAUCUCAACGUCGGCGAUCUCGUUGAGCUGAACUUCUCGAACCAUGCCUGGGCCGUCGGCCGUGUGGUCUCCUCCUCCUCCAACCCAUCUGCCUCGAGCAGGUUUGGCUGGUUCCCGUCCCAGUGUCUUGAGAAGACCGAGGGAGGAGGAAGGAGAGGAGAGGAGAGGAUGGGUCGUUCAGAGAGGGACUCAGUACUUGAAGCUCGAUCUCCUCCUCAUCGUGCUCACACAGACUUGGACUUCAUAGCGCAGGAGGCUGACACAGAAGCAGCAGAGCAGCGGCAAGUCCCCAGGAAGACGCCAGACGCGAGCACAGGGAAGCAGGAGCCCCUUUAUGAGGCACCGCAAAGAGUCGAGGGAGGAGCAGGAGCAGGAGCAGGAGCAGGAGUGGAGGACCCCGAGGCAGGAGUGAAGGUGAGGCCUGUAGGGAAGAGGAAGACCUCUGCGACUCCAGCGGCGGAGCAGAAUGUCUGGCUCAGUGCUGUUGACCUCGCCAAGUUUCAAGGGAAGACAGGAGGAACCCCAUUGAAGCAGGACCUGGACAGCUCCGACGCCUCCUCCUCCGAAUUCACGCAAGCGCAGUGGGCGCGUCAGCAGCUCCUUGCCAAGGCGCAGAUGGAGCGGGAGAAGUACACAGCCUUCGAUUCAGGAGCCGUCUCGAAGCAGGCGCAGUGGGCAAGGGAGCAGAUUCUAACGCAGAUGAAGGACGGGCAGGAGAAGGGAGCAGCAAAGAGCUCCUCUCCCCGUGCAGAGGACAGGCAAAUGAAGUUCGAUCCCUCCUCCGUCUCCCAACAGGCCAAGUGGGCGAAGGAGCAGCUGAACUUGCCUGAGUACAACGGGAAGUAUGGGAAGGGCAGCAGGAAGGAGGGCGAGAACGGCAGCGUCGAGGUUCUGCCAUCCUCCUCGCAGCUUCCUUCUUCUCCAGGGGAUGAUGAGGACAGGGAGGAACGACGCCGUCGUGCAGGUCUGGCACGCAGUUUCCUCACAAUCCAUGAUGUGUUGUUCGUAGCGAUCAAGAGGGCGUUGUUCCUGCAGGGAUCCAAGGAGGCGGAGCAAGGGGGCAGUGGAGGAGGAAGCAAGCAGGAGUCAAACGCAGCAGGCGAUAUGGGCAAGAUUUCUCAAUACGCUGUUGAGAAGGAUGGGGAGCAGAAAGGACAAGCAGGCUCAGCAGAUCUCCCAAACUAUCUCAUCCUCAACAACUUCGAACCACAUAUGUCGCCUUCAGUCAACAUCUACGCACCUUACCUCAUUGGACAUCAGGCAAACUACUCUUACAACCAACAGCCCGUCCAACACCAACAGCUGCUCAGCCCUCGAGUGGUCGUCAGUCCUUCACAGCUCGCUCCCGGAGUCUUCCGAACUUCCUCCUCCUCCUCCCCUCGAAUCUCCGGUAUCGUACCCGGCCAAGAACAGCAGCAGCUGCCGCUGGCGUAUCAUACCUUCUCAGGCAUCACACACACGUCUCAACUCAACACUUCUGAGCAAAGGAGCGCGGUACCGCAGAUCCCUCCACAGUAUCUGCGCUUCUGA